Messenger RNA from Corylus avellana, 1322 nucleotides. RefSeq lists its product as uncharacterized. NCBI's taxonomy places the organism in Eukaryota, Viridiplantae, Streptophyta, Magnoliopsida, Fagales, Betulaceae. The record is from RefSeq and is a predicted model, not a curated record. Gene Ontology annotation, biological process: protein K6-linked ubiquitination. Gene Ontology annotation, molecular function: protein binding; ubiquitin-protein transferase activity. Gene Ontology annotation, cellular component: BRCA1-A complex; BRCA1-BARD1 complex.
UCCACAUUCGUCUCAAGCUGUCCAAAACAUCUUCAACCUCAACACAUCCUCCUCCAAAACCAAACAUCUCGGUCUUCCUUUCCUUUUCCACAAAUCCAAAAGAAAUUUGUUUGACGACUUGCUAACCCUCUUUCAAAACAGGAUUUCGUGUAGGAAAUCAAAAGUCCUCUCCCAAGCUGGUUGCACCACUUUUAUUAAGUCAAUGGAUGCUUCCCUUCCUCCUCCUCUCCAAAACUAUCUGUUCCUCUUUGGAAAAAAUGUUUAAAGAUUUUUGGUGGGGUUUCAAAAAAGAAAAAAGAAACACAAUCUCUCCCUCGAGUCAUGUGGGACAACAACAAAGCCCUCAUUCUAUGAACAAUACGAAUUGGAGUUCAACAAAAAAUGAUACUUGUUUUAUUAGAAUUAGGCAUUAGGUCUUAUAUCAAUUCAGAAUUAUCUUGUUUGUUGUAAAACUUCCUAAAAAAAAAAAAAAAAGAAUCCAUUGGAAUAAAAAGGGGGAGGAAGAAGGCGAGUCGGUAUGCUAAUUCCUCUUCCACCAAUCACUAGCUUUGUUGGUUGCAUUCUUGAUCGACUUUCACCUUCCUAAUUUUUUUCUAAAGCAGUGAGGACCUAGGGAUAGAUGGGGACGGAGGCAAACACAGCAGAGCAGACGCCUGCUGAAACGACACCGGAGCAUGUGGAGGCCUUGCUUGAGGCUGCUAGAUACGAUGAUCUCGACGACGUCGUAAGCCUAGCCACCGCCGGCGUUCUUCUUGAUUCCAAGGACUCACUUGGCCGAACAGUACUUCAUAUGGCUGCAGCUAAUGGGCAUCUUGACAUCGUAGAAUAUCUUGUCAACAGAGGAGUGGACCUUAAUGCUUUCAAUGAGGAGAAGAAUACACCUCUUCAUUGGGCUUGCCUCAAUGGGCAUAUUGAGGUGGUUAAGAAACUGAUCUUGGCAGGUGCAAAUGUGAGUGUUUUAAACAGCUACGAGAGGACACCAAUGGAUGAAGCAGUGAGUCGGGAUAAGGUGGAUGUCAUUGAUGCCAUUAACGCAGCAUAGGCACAAGUAGAACUUGCUGGUAUUAGGGUUUCCUAAUGUUCGACUUUCCUAAUUGAAGUCAAAGUUCUGAAAGAUUUUCUAGUGUUUUUUGGUUAAAAGAUUUUAUUAUGUUUUUUCUCUUAUAAAUUUCAAGCUUGUAAUGUGAAAUUUUUGUUCAAACUGUUGAGUCUCUCCUAGCUCUUUGCAUGUUGCUGAUUUAGUAGUCUUUCCAACUUUCAUACAUCCAAACUCAUUACAUGUGCUUCGAUACACAGGAAGGAGAAAACCUAAUAUUGUUUUU